This is a messenger RNA of Didymodactylos carnosus, 603 nucleotides long. NCBI's taxonomy places the organism in Eukaryota, Metazoa, Rotifera, Eurotatoria, Philodinida, Philodinidae. The record is from the annotation of a GenBank genome assembly.
AUGCCAUUAUUGAUUACACACAACAUUGCCACCGAACUUCAUAUUUCAAAUGGGUCCAUUGGUCGUCUAGUGAAAGUUGUAUAUGAGGAUGAAGAACAACCAUAUGACACUACGGCAAUCAGUAAUCCUACAUUUCCAUCCAACACAGUUUACAGACGAAAACCAAUGUAUGCACUGGUGCAGUUACCACAAUGCAAAUUAGCAUCCGGUUUGACCGAUCUACAACCAACUUUCAUUCCCAUUGUGCCAGAACAGAAAACGAUCAAUGUGGAUCUUAAAUCAUGCUUCUCUUCUGCACAAAAAAGAUUGUUACAAAACAAAACAACCAUCACCAUCACUCGUUGUCAAUUACCAAUCAUUCCUGCUUAUGCAUUGACAACGUAUAAGUGCCAAGGCAAAACCUUAGAAUCUGGUGUGAUCGAUAUUGUACCUCCACCUUAUGCCAAGCCUGACCUUGCUCAGACGUACGUACCAAUAUCACGCUUUACAAGUUUAGAAGCGAUGGUGAUCCUCAGACCAUUUCCUCGUUCUAUUCUGAAUCAAAAACCUCAUCCUGACAUGAAAGCUGAAUUGCAGCGAUUGCAGUCAAGCGAUCCCAACUGA